This is a messenger RNA of Periophthalmus magnuspinnatus, 1069 nucleotides long. RefSeq names its product tachykinin precursor 1 (gene tac1). Lineage: Eukaryota; Metazoa; Chordata; Actinopteri; Gobiiformes; Gobiidae. The transcript has 5 exons. The record is from RefSeq and is a predicted model, not a curated record. Bases 196 to 549 code for a protein of 117 amino acids. Gene Ontology annotation, biological process: tachykinin receptor signaling pathway.
CAGUGGCGGGAGCCCAACCGACGCACGCGCUAUGGACUACUGCUGAGCCACAGAGAGCACAAUCCCGCACGAGCGCAGCCCCAAACAUUGUCCGCGCGCUACACCUGCUGAUUUCACGCACUUUUCACUUCUUUAUUUCUACUUGCUAGCGCGUAAGAAUAAGUUAUUUGUGCCGAGAAUCAGUUUUGCGUAAAAAUGAAACUGUUGCUUUUGCCACUUUUGAUGGCCGUUUUUGCCACAUGUCAAGUUUAUGGCGAGGAGAGCAAUCCCAGAGAAGAUGCUGACUUCUGGACGAGCAGUAACCAGAUACAGGACGGCUGGAUUUCAAACCCUUACCCCUUCAGAGAAAUCCUCAUGAGGAUGACCCGAAAGCCGCGGCCGCACCAGUUUAUCGGGCUGAUGGGAAAACGCUCCAUGGCGGCAAACGCACAGAUCACCCACAAAAGGCAUAAAAUCAACUCUUUUGUCGGGCUAAUGGGGAAACGGAGUGAAGAAGAACCAGAUUCUUAUGAAUGGAGCACAAUACAAAGUUACGACAAACGCCGCUAACCCCACAACCACCACCACGCUUCUCAUUUAGCCAUCGCUCACACAUGGAAGGGGAACCAACCAUUUUGUUUUCUCCAGCCUGUGCAUAGCUGUUUGUCCAAUGAAAAGAUUCUGUUUACACUAGUGAUGUAGCAGUGCUGUACCUGUGCUGAUUUUUAGUUGUCCCAUGCAGAAAUUUUGAAAGUAAGCUAACGGUAAGAUGGAAAAAGCAAUGUCAUUCAUUUGAUGUUAGUUUCUGUGAUGAUUUUUGCACCAUAUCUCAUGCCAUAUAUGUUGUUGUGGACCAUCCAAGCAAGGCUGUACCUCAGGGUAUGGAGAAGAUUGCACUGCCAAAGUCACUGUCUAGUGCCUCAUACGAGUUUGAUUACAAUUGAUUGUUCAGUGCAGUACGACACACUUGGAGAAUUAUGGCUUUUAAGUGACUUUAUUAGCGCUGUCAUUUUAUCCUCACAGGCGCAUAUCUGUAUGUUAUUAGUGGUUGGACAAAUAUUAAAAUUAUUUUCUUUACCUGUUCAACUUC